Molecule: messenger RNA, 1239 nt
Organism: Euleptes europaea (tarantolino)
Lineage: Eukaryota; Metazoa; Chordata; Lepidosauria; Squamata; Sphaerodactylidae
Product: arylacetamide deacetylase-like 4
Exons: 4
Coding region: 1-1239 (412 amino acids)
Cellular component (GO): membrane
Molecular function (GO): carboxylic ester hydrolase activity
Source: RefSeq, a predicted model, not a curated record
AUGGCUUUUGCUCAGAUUUUGUGGACUGUAGUAUCAUGGCUCUAUAUUGUCUCGACAUCUUUGCUGUUGGCAUGGAUGGCUUAUUAUGAUUUCAGAAGGACUCACACCCCUCCAGGACUAAAACAGCGUGCGAAACUGCGAAUCUUUAAUAUGAUAAUUAAUUUUAUAUUUGGGAUGGGACUCCUUCUGGAAAAACUCGGCAUUUGCAGUCAGACUACUGUGUUGAGGAUGUUUUUCGGUGGAUUUCCAUCAAUGGCGGAUCCAGAUCUGUACAUCAAGGAUGUGUAUUUUGAACAUGUGCCAGUCAGAGUUUAUUGGCCCAAGAAGAUACCUGCUGGGAACAAAAGAGGAAUACUCUAUAUCCAUGGAGGAGUCGGUCAACUGGGAACCAUUCGCACCUACGAAAGGGUAUGCCGCCACUUGGCCAAAGAAAGCGAUUCGGUGGUUGUGAAUAUUGGAUAUCGCUUAUCUCCUGAGUAUCCACCUCCAGUUCAGAUGAAGGACUGUGUGACAGCCGCAGUACACUUUAUGAAGAAUGCGAGGUAUUACAUAGUGAACCCUAACUGCAUUGUUGUGGCUGGGGACAGCAGUGGAGCUACAACCGCCGCAGCGGUUUGCCAAGAAUUGGCGUGCAGAGCGGAUCUCCCAAGGGUCCGAGCCCAGGUCUUGAUUUAUCCAUUCCUCCAGGCAGUGGACUUUAGUUUGCCAUCCUAUCAGCAAAACCAUUCUAUUCCCAUUUUGUUCAAGAAACGGGCUAUCAGUCUAGGUUUCAGGUAUUUCAGUCUAGGCUUCAGGUAUGAUUUAGAAGGACUUAUAAAGAGUGCCCAUAUCCCAGAUGACAUGAAGGUGAAGUACAAGAAAUGGAUCAGUGCCGAACACAUUCCAGACGAGUUUAAGGUCAGAGGCUACGUCCCAGAAACACCUGCUCCGUUUUCGGAAGAGCUUGGUCAACUGUGCGCACCAGCUUUAGAGACAUGGUUUUCCCCACUUUUAGCUGAAGAUGAGAUUAUACGCCGGCUCCCCGAGGCUUUCCUUUUGACUUGUGAGUAUGAUGUUCUCAGGGACGAUGGACUUCUGUACAAGAAACGGCUGGAGGACAAUGGAGUGCCCGUCACCUGGUGUCACAUUCAAGAUGGCUUCCAUGGAAUAGCCUAUUUAAUUGGCCUUGGGCCAUUAAAGUUCCCAAGCACACUAGUUGCUAUGAAGAAGAUAAUAAGUUUUUUGCAAGGGUUAUCAUAA